AUGCAGGUCCUGGCUUCUUAUCAUGGAUUCAAUUUGGAUGUGGAGGAGCCCAUGGUCUUCCAAGAGGAUGGAGCCGGCUUUGGGCAGAGCGUGGUCCAGUUUGGCAGAUCUAGUCUCGUGGUGGGAGCCCCCCUGGAGGUGGUCGCAGUCAACAAAACAGGACGUUUGUACGACUGCCUGGCUGCCACCGGCUUGUGUCGGCCCAUCUUGCUGAAUACACCCCCAGAGGCCGUGAACACGUCCUUGGGCCUGUCCCUGGUGGCCUCCACCGAUCUCUCCUGGCUGCUGGCCUGUGGCCCGACCAUGCACAGAGCCUGUGGGGAGAACAUGUAUGCAAAAGGCGCUUGCCUCCUGCUGGGCUCCCACCUGCAGAUCACCUGGACGGUCCCCGCCACCCCAGAGUGUCCACAUCAAGAGAUAGACGUUGUCUUCCUGAGCGGCUCUGGCAGCAUUGACCGAAAUGACUUUAAACGGAUGAAGAACUUUGUCAGAGCUGUGAUGGACCAGUUCAAGGGCACCCACACACUGUUCUUGCUGAUGCAAUACUCAAACCUUCUGAAGACCCACUUCACCUUCAGCCAAUUUCAGACCAGCCGGAGCCCUCAGAGCCUGGUGGAUCCCAUCGUCCAACUGGGUGGCCUGACGUUCACAGCCACAGGCACCCAGACAGUGGUGAAAGAACUAUUUCACAGUAAGAAUGGGGCCCAUAACUUCCAAGACCCCCCGAAAUACAGCGACGUCAUCCCCCAGGCAGACAGAGCCCGCAUCGUCCGCUAUGCUGUUGGGGUGGGAGAUGCUUUCCAGGAUCCCACUGCCAGGACAGAGCUGAACAUCAUUGGCUCAGUGCCUUUGGAGGACCACGUGUUCAAGGUGGACAACUUUGCGGCACUCAGCAACACCCAGAAGCAGCUGCAGGAGAAGAUCUUUGCAGUCGAGGGAACGCAGUCAAAGACAAGUCGCUCCUUCCAGCAUGAGAUGUCUCAAGGAGGCUUCAGUUCCGUCCUCACGACGGAUGGACCAGUUCUGGGGGCUGUGGGGAGCUUCAGCUGGUCUGGAGGUGCCUUCCUGUACCCCGAAAAUGGGAGCCCCACCUUCAUCCACGUGUCUCAGGAGCACACGGACAUGAGUGACUCUUACCUGGGUUACUCCACAGAGCUGGCCGUUUGGAAGGGGGUACACAGCCUGGUCCUGGGGGCCCCCCGCCAUCAGCACACCGGGAAGGUUGUCAUCUUCACGCAGGUGUCCGGGCAAUGGAGGCUGAAGGCUGAAGUCACAGGGACCCAGAUCGGCUCCUACUUCGGGGCCUCCCUCAGCUCCGUGGACGUGGACAGAGAUGGCAGCUCCGACCUGGUCCUCAUCGGGGCCCCCCAUUACUAUGAGCAGAGCCGGGGUGGGCAGGUGUCCGUGUGCGCCUUUCCCCGGGGGAGGGCUAAGUGGCAGUGUGGUGCUGUCCUGCGAGGGGAGCAAGGCCACCCCUGGGGCCGCUUUGGGGCAGCUCUGACGGUGCUGGGGGAUGUGAACGGGGACAGGCUGAUGGACGUGGCCAUCGGGGCCCCGGGAGAGCAGGAGAACCGGGGUGCUGUCUACCUGUUUCACGGAACCUCGGGACUGGGCAUCAGCCCCGCCCACAGCCAGUGGAUUGCAGGCUCCCAGCUCUCCCCUAGGCUCCAGUAUUUCGGGCAUUCACUGAGCGGGGGUCAGGACCUCACCCAGGAUGGACUGGUGGACCUGGCCGUCGGGGCCCAGGGGCACGCGCUGCUGCUCAGGAGCCUGCCGGUGCUGAACGUGGAGGUGGCUAUGAGAUUCAUGCCCCCGGAGGUGACAAAGUCUGUGUACCAGUGCUGGGAAGAGCUGCCCACCGCCCUGGAAGCUGGGAACGCCACAGUCUGUCUCACUAUCCACAAAAGCUCACAGGACCAGCUAGGGGAUUGGAGAUGGAUUAAGACAUGGAUGGGAAGAGAAUAUACCGUUUUGCUGCAGCUCCCCUUUGAGAAGAACUGUGGGCAAGGGGACCUGAGUGUCAGCCUCAGCUUCUCAGGCCUGCAGACCCUGGUGGUGGGGAGCUCCCUGGAGCUCAAUGUGACAGUGACCGUGUGGAAUGAGGGUGAGGAUUCCUAUGGAACUGUGAUCAGCUUCUACUAUCCAGCAGGGCUGUCCUAUCGACGAGUGUUAAGAAUCUAGCAACCCCACCAGCGUCCCCUGCGCCUGGCAUGUGAGGCAGUGCCCACUGGGAAUGAGGGCCUGAGGAGCAGCAGCUGUAGCAUCAACCACCCCAUCUUCCAAGGGGGCACUAAGGGCACCUUCAUAGUCACAUUUGAUGUCUCCUACAAGGCCACCCUGGGAGAUAAGCUGCUUUUGAGGGCCAGUGCAAGCAGUGAAAAUAAUAAGCCUACAUCCAACAACACUACCUUCCAGCUGGAGCUCCCAGUGAAAUAUGCUGUCUACACAGUGAUCAGCAGUGAUCAGCUUGGACCUUCCUCCAAGCCUAGAAAUCCAGAGGUUUUUACCCCUGUCAUUCAGCUGGACUGCUCCACUGCUGCCUGCCUGAGGUUCUGCUGUGACAUCCCCUCCUUUGGCGUCCAGGAGGAACUUGACUUUAUUCUGAAGGGCAACCUCAGCUUCGGUUGGGCCAGCCAGACUUUGCAGAAGAAGACAUGUGUCGUGAGUGUGGCUGAAAUCAUUUUAAACAGAUCCAUGUAUUCCCAGCUUCAAGGACAGGAGGCAUUUUUGAGAGCCCAGGUGGAGAUGGUGCUAGAAGAGUAUGAGGUCUAUAACCCCAUCCCCCUCAUUGUGAGCAGCUCUGUGGGAGGACUGCUGCUGCUGGCUCUCAUCACAGCUACACUGUACAAGUGUGGCUUCUUCAAACAUCAAUACAAAGAAAUGAUGGGUGACAACCCUGAAGACACUGUCACAUUCAAUGGGGAGUAUCUCAGCGGUGAGGCCCCCAAUCAGCCUUUGUCCUAAGAAUCCACUUUCCCA
This is a messenger RNA of Orcinus orca (killer whale), 2979 nucleotides long. RefSeq names its product integrin alpha-D. Gene Ontology annotation, molecular function: integrin binding. Gene Ontology annotation, biological process: cell-cell adhesion; cell-matrix adhesion; cell adhesion mediated by integrin. NCBI's taxonomy places the organism in Eukaryota, Metazoa, Chordata, Mammalia, Artiodactyla, Delphinidae. The record is from RefSeq and is a predicted model, not a curated record. Gene Ontology annotation, cellular component: integrin complex; external side of plasma membrane.